GAAGAGAAAAGAAGAGGAAGAGGAAGCAGAAGAGGAAGAAGAGGAGGAAGAGGAGGAGGAGGCGGCAUCUGGUGGGGCGGCGGCGCGGCAAUCGAGGAGGCACCACAAUGUCGGGGGAGUUCGGGACGGGGAAGACAAUAUUCGUUUUAGCCAUCGUGGUGGGCUGCUUCGCGGUGCUAUGGCCCAAGAUAUUCUACCCGAUGCUCACGGCCUCCGUCAAGCAGCCAGCACCAGCGAGACAAGCCGGCUGGAGGAGCUCAGCCAACGUGGAGUUCCUGACCAAGCUGUGCUACCUGGUGGAGGAGCAUGGCGGGGGUGAGGGGCGCUGGCCGGAGAGCCGGUGUGCGGAAGAGCUCUGGGAGCACUGCGGCCAGCACCUCACCGAGCCGCUGCUGGAGGCCGUCAGGCUUGGGAGUGACAAGACCAACCUGACCGAGUGUCUCUCAUCAGCCUAUGGCCUCACCCCCGCCCUGGUGGCUGCUGCCGCGCCACCCAAAGUGCGACCACGACCGUAUCUCCCCCAGGGUCCUCAUGCCCGGCCGGAGCGCCCCGCCCACCUCUAUCCUGAGAUGGUCCACCCGGCGCUCAGGGAGAAGGGCCGAGCCAUGCCCCAGCGCACCCUCGACAAGCAGGCCAGGCCUGGCCCCAUGCCUGGUGUGCGGCCGCCGAUGGGGGGUGCGGGGGGCAUCGUGCCGCCCCCCCAGAGCAAGGGGUCCGGGGCCAUGGGGAUCAUCAUGCCCCUCUACACGGUGGGCAUCGUGGUCUUCUUCGUCUACACCAUCAUGAAGGUCCUCUUCAAAAAGGGUAAUGAUGACGACAAGACCCCCAAGCUGAAGGACUUUGGCCUCGACCCUGAGUACCGGAAGUAUGUGUUUGCCGAGGAGUACUUAGACAAUGCCGACGUGUCCACUCGCGACCAGAUUCGGCGGCAGCAACGGGAAGACUCGAGGUCAGCACGACGCAAACACCAACCGGACAUGCAGCAGGGGAUGACGGACACUAAGAUCGGAGCGAGAGUGAGCCGCACACAGGGAAAGAUGGACACUAAGGGAAAGAAGCUGGGGGAGUGGUAUCUCCCUGAAGGCUUCCUCACCCAGUCUUUGGAUCAAGAUUCUGACACGGACUUAAUCUCGGGAGGCGCCAGCAUCAACCAGUCAGCCCAGGAGACGUACAGAGACCGCCUGCUUGAAGGACUCAGAGCCACUAUGCAGGAGUCCUUGAGGUCCCAGGGAAGACGAACGGGGACGAAUCAGGAUAUUCUGAACCUCUUAAAGGAGAAAUAUGGGUUCGAUAUGGAUCUGGACGAGGAGGAGGAAGAGGACGAGAGCCAGUAUGAGGAGCCUGAUUUGUCUGGCUUCUCAUCCCUCAGAGGUGAAGCAAGCAUAAGAGGUACCAGUGACCCCAGACAUCCAUUACCGACCAGGCAGUACACGCUUGACCUGUCGGAGUUAAGGAAUGAACACCCACUGACCGACGAGGGUAAGGGGGAGAGUGAGUCGGAUGUGGACGAUCCCUACCCGAGUAAGGGCUUCCAGGCACGGCACAACACCCUCAACCUGUCGGAGUUCCAGGAAGAAGCCGGCUUACCUCAGGACCAGUGCUCACCUCCGGGCUUUCUGGAGGCACUGGAGGAAGGAUUGCGGCGGAGAAAGGUCACGUGGAGGCUUAGCUCGGAGGAUGACUCGAGUCCUGGCAGUGAGGAACACCAGGAGAUGGGAGCCUCGGAGAACUUACAACAGGAACCCAAAGUAGGAGACUCGCCAGAAGUUAGUGAGUGUUGUGGCGAGGACAGGGAGAGUGAUGCCGGGUCCUCUGCCUCUCAAACGCCGCCUCACCCCAUGCCCUCCUCGCAGGCACACACGGAGGAUCUAGGGGCUGAACAAGAGGACGAGCAGCUGGACCAUCUGCGGCGGCGGCUGGAGGAGACGGAGCGGGCCAUGGAGCGCCUCAUGAGUCAGAUGGGGUCGGUGACGGACAAGCUCACUGCCGCCAAGAUCACGGAAGUUCUCUCACAGGCACAGUUCCAAGCCAAGAUUCUCAAGACACACGGCACAGUCUCCACGGCAAUCUCUGGCAUAUUAGCAGAACUUGACCACUACUCUCAUGGUCACUCACCUCGCCCCCCUCAGGAGAAGGAGGAGCUCAGCAAGGUGACGGAGGAAGAAGAGGGGAAGAAGAAGAAGGAGAAGGAGGAGGUGGUGGAGGAGGGAGAUGAAAAGGGGGGGAGGCGGAGGGAGGGGAGGAGGAAUAUAUCUCGCAGUGGAGUUAAGUGUUGCUGUCCCUCAGACUUCAAGACGCAGGAUUUAAGAAGUAACGCAAGAAACCCAAUUCGCUGUGGAUGUGUUUCUUCCUCCUCCUUCUCUCCACCUUCUCCCCCUUUCCCUUCCUCCUCCCCCUCCUUCCCCUCCUCUGCCUCCUCCUCUUCCUCGCCUCUGUGCACCUGUAAACCUCCCUCCUCCUAUCCUUCUCCAACCACAAAAUUACCUUCCUCCCCCUCCUCUUCCUCGUCCUCCGCCUCUGUUUGUACCUGUCCACCGUACCUUAAUCAGGCCAUUCCUCUUGGUUAUGCUAAAUUGUUUAUGGGGAGGAACAGCUACACCAAUCACCCUGCCUACACGUACACCUGCAACACCAGUAACACCAGCAACACCUCACACAUCACCACCACCAGACAAGCAUCACCACCACAGAGACACACCACACAAAACCACACUCACAUACACUCACCACACCACCCACGCCACACACACACCCCAGCACCUCACCCCACCACCCCUUCCCCCGCCACGCCCCCCAAGGACCCGCCCCCCACAGCCAGUAACCUCGCGAGAGAUAAAAGAGACAUCAGGAGGGAAGGAAGAGAAGGGAGAGAGAAGAACAGCUCCUCCCUCUCCUCCUCCUCUUCCUCCUCCUCCGGUAGUAAGAGAACUCCCUCCACUGCGAGAUGCGAGGAGGUGAGUGAGAUCACCAGCGAGGAGGAGCCCAGCAGCGAGCAGUUCACGGCCACGCUCAGCGAGGACACCUCCCUCCCCACCUCCCUGCGCCGCCACCUGCAGGAGCUACAGGUAGACCAGCUGUCCAGCAUUUCAGAGGCCCUUUAUGGGGAGGUUAAGCAGCUGCAGGAUGGGGGGAGGGGCGGAGCUAACCUGAGGGCCGGGGACUCCACCUCAGAGGAGGAGCCCCUGGAGGAGGACCAGGUUGUAGUUCCCGAGCUGAAGGUAGAAGGUGUAACUGUCCUUUCCUCCCCUGCUACUGUAGACACCUCCCCUCCCCUACACCCUGCUCCACAGGGGGAGGGCAGCACCCCAGGCCAGCCCCAGGGGGAGGCUCCCACUGAAGAAAAGGCCUCCCCUGGGGUGGGCCAGGGGGUUGCUGCCCCCGAGGAGGGUCACACAAAUGUUUCAGCAUUACGAGAGGCUCUGUCUGAAGGUGACAAGGCCAGGGCUCAGGGGACAGCAGCCCCAGGACCACCCGAGGCCCCCAGCACCCCCCCUAAGGCCCAGGAGCCGCCAGAAGCUCCAGCCAAGCCCGAAGAGGCUGCACCAGCUCCUGCCAAGGCCACCCCGCCCACCCCCAAGGAGGUGACGUUCAAGCUUCCCUCGUACUCCUCCUCCACCAGCGCCACAGGGGAUGAGGAGGGGCCCUCAGAGGCCACAGAGACCGGCGCAGACAUCUCUGACUUCGUGUCCUUCGCCGAGGAGAACCACACAGAGGAGGAGCAGUUGCCAGCCCAGGUGGUGCUGCAGGAGGAUGUGCCUGAGGUGGUGUACAAGGCUGCAAACGCUCCCCAGGACGCUGCUGUAGGAACAACCAGCAAGGGCACGUCCACCCAGACCCAGGCGGCCCAGAGCACGGAGCACAGCACACAGACCGACAAGGAGCGGGAGAUCGCCGUGAUGGGGCUGGACACCUCCUUCCACCACGAGAAAGAUGCCCCCUCAGUGCCACCAGAAGUGCCGGAGAUCCUUCUUGAUGCCCUGCUGCCCUCGGAGACGCAGUUGCUGGUAAAGGACACCAAGGACACCAAUGUUGAGAUAGAGAGCAGCGAGGCGGGCGUGGCUCCCUGCAUCGUGACCAGCCACGUCAGUCUGGCCAUACUGGGGCUGGAGGGGGGUCCAUCAGGCCCUAUACAAGUGCAGACAGCCUCCUCCUCCACCACCACCCCACAGACGGUUUCCUCCACCUCUGCCCCGCAGCAGCAUCCAGCACAGCCCACCUCCACACCAGCAAACCCUCAGGAGCCAGCAAGCACACCUCAGCCCAGCACCAGCACAGCCUCUCCCAGCAAGGGGGCGGCAUCCGUGGCAGAGUCAUCCCCUGGGCCCACAAUGGUCGCCCCGCUCUUCACCUCGCCCAGUCCAGUGGUCAGCACCAUCACUGCCAACCAGUUCGUUAAGGAGAAGACGCCGGAGAGAACACAAGUCAUCAAGGAAACACCCCAGAAAGAAGGUGAUUCUGUGGUGACGGCUCCCUUCUUUGCCGCAGCCACCUCAGCCGUCAGCACCAUCACCGCCGACCAGUUCAUCAAGGAGAAGACGCCAGAGAGGACAAAAGUCAUCAAGGAGACGCCCCAGAAAGAAGGCGAUGCUGUGAUGGUUGCCCCGCUGUUCACUGCCCCGGCCCCGGUGGUCAGUUCAAUAACGGCUGACCAGUUCAUGAAAGAGAAGACUCCUGAGAGAACGCAGGUCAUCAAAGAAACCCCAAAAAAAGAGGGCGAUGCUGUGGUAACGGCUCCCUUCUUCACUGCGGCCACGCCUGCCGUCAGCACCAUCACCUUUGACCAGUUCAUCAAGGAGAAGACGCCAGAGAGAACGCAGGUCAUGAAGGAGACGCCCCAGAAAGAGGGUGACUCAGUAAUGGCUGCUCCCUUCUUUGCCGCAGCCACCUCAACCGUCAGCACCAUCACCGCCGACCAGUUCAUCAAGGAAAAGACGCCAGAGAGAACGCCAGUAAUGAAGAUGAUGCCCAAGAAAGAAGGUGAUGCUGUGAUUGUUGCCCCGCUGUUCACUGCCCCGGCCCCGGUGGUCAGCUCCAUAACAGCCGACCAGUUCAUGAAAGAGAAGACACCAGAGAGAACGCAGGUCAUUAAAGAGACGCCCAAGAAAGAGGGCGAUGCCGUGGUGACAUCUCCCUUCUUCACCGCAGCCACGCCUGCCGUCAGCACCAUCACCUUUGACCAGUUUUCCAAAGAAAAGACGCCGGAGAGGAUGCAGGUCAUGAAGGAGACGCCCCAAAAGGAGGGUGACUCCGUGAUGGCUGCUCCCUUCUUUGCCUCCGCUGGCCCUGCGGUCAGCACGCUCACCGCUGACCAGUUCGCCUCAGAGCCCACACCUCCCACCAAGACUGUGGGUGGGGAGGUGGUGGGGGAGCCUCCUGCCCCUGCCCCGUCCCGCCCCGCCGUGGAGGCUGUAGCCGAGGCCAUCGUUGCCUCCACCACCCGUGCGGCCCUGGACCACUUGGCCUCCCUGCAGGACUCCCCCACGCCCUCCACCGAUGAGUCAUCUGCCUCCACCGUCCUGGAGAGGGAGGCAGCCCAGGAGAGGGUGGAGGCUGCCCUCGCUGAGGCCGUAAGGGAGGAGGCAUCCCCCCCAGCUCCCCCAAAGGCUGAGGAGAGUCCGGCUUCCAGCAAAGGCUCCAGCCCUGACAUGGAUGAGUACGAGGUCAUAACUAAAGAAGACAACGCUGCCCCUGCCUCAGCACAGGCCAAGACCACCACCCCUGCUGCCGGUGCCACCACCACCACCACCACCACAACGCAAAAGUCUGGCCCUCAGACCCAGCCAUCCGCCACCAAGCCACCCGCACCGCCUAAGAGCGCGGCAGCUCCAGUCAAGGGUCAGAAGGAAGAAGAGGAAGAGGAGAGCGAGGAAGAAGAGGAAGAGGAAGAAGAGGAGGAGGAAGAAGAGGAGGAGGAAGAGGAUGAUGAAUCUGAAGAAGUCAUAGUCAGAGUAAUAAGAAGAAAAGUAAUCCCCAAGAAGGAGGUAGAGGAAGAAGAGGAGGAGGAGGAGGAGGAGGAAGAAGAGGAGGAGGAGGAGGAAGAGACAGAGGAAGAGGAAGAAACAGAGUCUGAGGUGGUAGUGAAAAAAGUACCAGUCACGCCGAAGCAGCAAACACCCGCUAAAGGGCCCACAAAGGCAGCUCCAGCCACGCAACAAAAGAAACAGGAGGAAGAGGAGGAGGAGGAGGAGGAGGAGGAGGAAGAAGAGGAAGAGGAAGAAGAGGAGGAGGAGGAAGAGGAAGAGGAGGAAGUCCCUGCGAGCAAAACAACAAAGCCUAACCCCUCAAAGUAACCGAGUCUGCAGUGCAAUAUAUCUUUCCUCAUAACACAAAGGCUAGUGGUAGAUUGAGUUAACAUUGAAUCUGAUAAGAUAAAACAUAGAAUAAGCAACACCCACACACCCACACGCAAGCACACACAUACACCCACGCCCAUCCACACACACUCACACGCAUGCACACAAACAAACAAUACCAAACCACCACCACCUUCCUCUCCCUUCUCAGGAAAUAUACAAACUAAGAUUAAAGAAAUAAUGUAUGAAUGUAAGCACUUAACUUUGAUGUAACAGCAGUCAUAUACAGGUAAUUGCAAUGACUAUGGUAAUUACAGUAUUAGUAAUAGUUUUGGCGACUAUUAGUUACUUGGCCCACUUGUCCCACCAUGAUUUAUUAUUAUAACAGUGGAGAGGGAGAGGGGGAGGCUUGUUACCUUUGUUACACAGACACUCCACACUUAGGAGCAACACUAACAAGCAUCAUCAGCAGUGUGUGUGUGUGUGUGUGUGUGUGUGUGUGUGUGUGUGUGUGUGUGUGUGUGUGUGUGUGUGUGUGUGUGUAAUUCACCUCUUGGUCUGCUGUGGGUCUCUCUCGAGACAGCCAGCCGUUCCCCUACGGAAGAGCACAGAGCUCAUAGUACCGAUCUUUGGGUAGGACUGAGACCACUCACACACAACACACCGCGACAACGAGGUCACAACUCCUCGCCUGACGUCGCGUACCUACUCACUGCUAGGUGAACAGGGGCUACACGUGAAAGAAGAUAAACCCAACUUAUCUUCAUCCGGCUGGGGAAUCGAACCCCUGUCCUUCUGGUUGUGAGGCAGACGCUCUAUCCACUGAGCUACCGGGCUGUGUGUGUGUGUGUGUGUGUGUGUGUGUGUGUGUGUGUGUGUGUGUGUGUGUGUGCACACACUCAAAUGCACCUUGCAUAGACAUGCACAUACAUGCCCAUGCACUUUUUCAUUCAUAUAUGAGUGUGCAUGAAUGUAUGUAUACGUGUGUGCUGUGGGGUGUGAAACAUUGAAGCAGUGUCUUGUUCAUGUAAAGUUGAGGUAUAUACAAUUAUACAAUUACACACACACACACACACACACACACAUUGCAGCCUUUGCUUACACUCUUUCUCAUCUUGCUCUGAUAACUUACUUUUCCCCAUCAAGGUCUGUUUCAAAAGGAGUUCUGUAGUCAUUUGUGUGACCUCUUUUCCUUGAAGCAGGUAGUCUAUGCAUGAGACACCACUGUAGAGUCAUUCAUAUUCUUGCACAGUGCUUCAGGUCUGCAUUUCUAGAUGAACUUAUAAGGUAAGGAAAGUGCUCAGCCAUUUAAGCUAAAUAUUCCUAUUUCUCUUGUUUUCGUGGCCAAUAUUAGUGUCGACAUAACGAAGGGAAUAAGGUGUGUGAACUGAAAUACUAGGAUGGUGUUGUCCCCCGGAGAAGAGCAGGAUGCAUAUUUUUGUACUUACUUCAUUUAGCAUUAGUGUACCAUGAGCAAUUUUAUUGUAAAAUUCCAUAGUCAUACAGUGCAACUUAUUAAUGACAGUAUAUACAUCGACACCACUAAUAUGUUAAGCUUCAAAAUGUAGACAUUUGUGUGCUUUGCAGCCACUGACUGAAUUAUUCUGUAUAAUUGCAUCACAGAUAAAUGGCUCCAUUUUGUAGAUCAGCAAAUGAUGAGUGACAAGAUUUGCUCUCCUGUACCCAUAGCCAUUGUGUAGGGAUCCUGUACUACUAGAGGUAAUGUUAGCCUGUGUGCAGUAAUAGUCCCAUGAGUUACCACUAAUGCAACAGAUUCCACGUUCACUGCCUUACAUUUAUUUGUUUGGAAAGCUUGCAGGAAGUGUCUUCGUUUUACUUCAUGUCAGAACACUUAAUAGGUGUUGGUUCCUUCUGACCACGAGCAAGUCUUGGUGAUCAAUUCUUUUUGCAUUUUGCUCUACUCACCCAUUCCUACAAUGUUACUUGAAGUAGCCUGAUAAUGUUUGUUCAGUAAUGUGUUUGUUAUUCAGAAAUUAGACAAUUUAUUUUCAGGAAUCAUGAAAAUGAUUAAGUGGAAUGUUGAAUGCUGCCGCCAUCCUGUUUAUAGGAUGAAUACUAGUGCCAUGGUGUCACCACAUGCAGUGACUGUGCAUUUUCAGUCAUUUAACAGAGAAGUCAGCGCUAUUUCUCUCAUUUCAGGAUUUUAGCUUUUUUAUCCUCCACUUCAGUGCAGUUAUGUAUAGGUAAUCUCACACAGCUAUUUUUAAGAUUGUCGGCUUCAUAUCUUGCAGCCCGAGUGGCCGCCGCUGCCUCCCGCAGCCUAGGGAGCAGCGCCGAGGUGGCUGUGCUCGGCUGCUCCACCACCACCACCACAUCCAGAGUGACCUGUGUUACUUCCUCACUCACUAACGUGUCUCUUGUACAGUUUUCUCCCGCUAACAGAGAAUGAAUGUAUUGACUGCAUUUUUAAAACGUUAAUUUUAGCUGUUGAUGAGUCAGUAGGUGUGUUUACUUGUGUAACAUUUUUGUUGUUGAGGGGUUUUGGGGGUCUGUGUAGGCCAGGCCAGUCAGCUGUGUCUGAUGCUGCUCUCCCAAAAUGUUGUUAGGAGUCCGUGUUGGCGAUCAUACAAGUCGCCACCUCUUCUCAUGGCCAAAAUGAGGGUAGGUUACAGUGUUUCUCAUGUGUCUGGGAGCCACAGAAAUGCAUUACACUUACCAAAAAAUUUUGUAAAAAUUGUUUGUUAUUUGGACCACCUCAUUACCGGUGUGUCCGCCACAACAGCAAGCAAGUGCGGGCUGCGGCAGCAAGCACUAACCCGUGUUAAUGUUUUUGUACAUCGGAGUCCAGGAUGAGGGCGGCAGCACGUCGGUGUGUGCCUCCCUGUCAGUGCGUCCCUCUGUAUGGGAGUCCUGUAAUUUACUCUGGUUAUUUAUCUUAAGAAAGGUAUAUAUUGUUACUGGAAUGUUACUACUAUGUCAAGUGUGCCAUGGAAUGCUUUAGAGGGGGUAUGGAACACUUUGGGAACCUUCAUCUCUAUGUGAACUCCUUUUUAGCAGACAGUUCCUUUCCCUUUUUAUUCUUGGCUGGAACGAAGACUAUUCAGCUUGGUUACCAGUAGUGUCCGUGUCAGUAAGGGAGAGGAUGAGGAAGAGGAGAACAAGCAGCUGCUGGACGGGAGACGACAAACACUGCGGCACCAGUGAAGAGAAGCAAAGCAGGCAGUCACACGCUUGUCUUUGUCCCCAGUUAAAGCUUAUAUUCUGCCCUCCCUGGGAAGGUCAGUGUGGCUGUUGGGUAAGGAGCAGGAACAGCCACACCUUUUUUGUUUCCCCUAACAGGUUUUUUUUUUUUAUUUGUCUAUUGCCUUUGAGCUGGUUCCUUUACCAUGAAAAAGAGCAUAGCAGGCAAUAACACCCUUGUCUUUGCCUCUGCUUCAAAGUGUACAUUCUGUCCUCUACUUAAAGGCCGAUGUAGCAGUUAAGUAAUACAGAGGACUAGGAGCAGCCAUACAUGACCCUCCUCACAAGAAGCAAAGCAGGUGAUAACACACUCGUCUUUGCCUCAGAAAGUGUAUAUUAUGUCCUCCUUUUGAAGCCUGAUGUAGCAGUUAAGUAAUACAGAGGAGGAGAAGCAGAAGCAGCCACACAUGACCUUCCCCACGAGUUUCCUUCCUUCCUCCCUCCCUCCACAUGUCCCAAGAGUGUCCGAGGUUGACGCGUGCAGUAGUGGUUGGUUGACCAGCAAUAUUUACUAGUCAUGAUUAUAUUUAUCUAGUCACAGUAUCUUCUAGUCAUAUUCCUGUGUUCACACAGAAUGAUUUGUGAGUCUCCAUAUUGGGUUAAUAAAACAUAGAUCUAAAAGA
Eriocheir sinensis (Chinese mitten crab) is the source of this 10117-nucleotide messenger RNA. Its product is annotated as mucin-2-like. Gene Ontology annotation, biological process: protein localization to cell surface; synaptic transmission, cholinergic. The transcript is spliced from 13 exons. Lineage: Eukaryota; Metazoa; Arthropoda; Malacostraca; Decapoda; Varunidae. Gene Ontology annotation, cellular component: intracellular membrane-bounded organelle; neuronal cell body; neuron projection. The record is from RefSeq and is a predicted model, not a curated record. Bases 108 to 6290 code for a protein of 2060 amino acids.